This is a messenger RNA of Ectocarpus sp. CCAP 1310/34, 291 nucleotides long. Lineage: Eukaryota; Phaeophyceae; Ectocarpales; Ectocarpaceae. The record is from the annotation of a GenBank genome assembly.
AUGUGGAUCUGUGCGGUCUGCGCUGCGUUCUCGUCGUCGGACGAAACACGCCCUCGGCCAGGGGUAGGUUGGGCCGCAUCCAAAAGUGCCAGGUAUUUGCCUCCGAACUUCGAAUUCUUCUUUUGUCACGUUCGCGGGCCACAGGCCAUGAAACUCGACCAAACAAGGGUCAGAAGACAGUAAAUAACUAGCUCUACGGUGUCAGGGUCUUAGUUUGGUGUGGUGUGUCGUUGCCGGAACGCACAGCAGCCCCAAAGGUGUUUCGACAAACGCCUCCAUAUAUCCUGUGCG